Molecule: messenger RNA, 1299 nt
Organism: Nannizzia gypsea CBS 118893
Lineage: Eukaryota; Fungi; Ascomycota; Eurotiomycetes; Onygenales; Arthrodermataceae
Exons: 2
Coding region: 1-1299 (432 amino acids)
Biological process (GO): regulation of transcription by RNA polymerase II
Molecular function (GO): DNA-binding transcription activator activity, RNA polymerase II-specific
Source: RefSeq, a predicted model, not a curated record
AUGCCUGCUUGCAAUGCAAGAAACUGCGACGAACAAGCGCCGUGCUGCCACAAUUGCAAAUACCGGCACACAGAAUGCAGUUUUCAGACAUUUGCAGUGCAAUCCCCUGCUGCUGGGGGAAGAGAAGUCAUAAAAAGCAGUCAAAGGAUUUUGAGGUUAUUACCUGCCAUUCCAACGUCUGAGGCCAAACCACAAGACAAUUCCACAACCCCAGAUAGGGCGUAUCAACAAAACACCAGCGCACACAUUGCCCCAUCGGAUUGCCCUGAAACAACUAUAUCUAUCUCAAACGUUGAAUUGAUAUCUUAUCCUGCAAAUGUGCCGCGGCCAUUAAGUUGCGCAUCCCAUCUGGUUCCAGAGGAACACGAAUUAAUGCAUCACUACGCUACAACCGUCUUUGCAUCGCUAGCAGACUAUGAAGCGUAUAGACCAAUAUGGCAGGUCAUUGUCCCGCGUGAAAUGCAGUCUGCCAAUUUCUUGAAACAUGGAGUACUGGCAAUAUCAGCUCUACAUAUCCAUUAUCUUCGUUUCAGAGCAACUGAACAAAAAGGACUAAACUCCCAGGAACUCUCACACAAGGAGCUAGCUCAGAAACAUUAUCAAGCAGCGGUAAUGGAAUUUGGGUCCCUGUUCCCGGAAGACCUGUCGAACACUAAUGCUGCAUUUGCUUUCUCACAUUUGACGAUUUUCUUCGCCUUCGGGUCCGCCCAGCUAUCCGGCUAUGGAGGUGCAAUGUUCGACGCAAUCGAUGAUCUACUGGGCUUAUUUGCAUUAACCAGGAAGGCCAUGGGAUUUUUAAGAAUGAAAUGGGACCUACUGGUAAAAGGAGACAUGGGGAUACUCCUCCAACGCGGGCCUGAGAUUACGGACAAGAAAUAUCUACCAACGGACGUUGUUACGGCUUUGGAAUUGCUGGAAGAACUGUGCAAUGAAUGGAGACCAAGUACUCAUGAGACUCCGGAUUAUCUAAACGAGGUUAACCACAGCACUAGAAAUACGUAUCAUCGAGCAAUAUUGCAGUUACGGGACUGCUUUGUCAUGCUAGAAACUAAACGGAAGGACUGGGGUAUGGCCCUUCGAUUUCCUAUGAUAUUCCCUGACGCCCUUUUUCCAUGCUUCAAAGCUCGGGAACCGUUAGCAAUGGUAAUUCUUGCACACUACUGUGUACUACUGCGCAGAGCGCCGGUACGAUGGUGGGCAGAUGGCUGGAGUACACAAGUUAUCCAGAGUAUAUUCUGGAAUCUACCUCAGGACUGGAGGUAUGCCGUAUCCUGGCCGAUGAGUACCGCUGAGAUAUAA